GUGAUCCAUCAUAGUGUGUGCAGUGGAUGGAGAAGAGAAAGAGAUUCUUAGAUGUUUUCAGGAGACACCAAAGAGCACUGCUGAAUCUUCCUCCUGGGCAAUUUCUAGAUUACACCCGACAUCAAGGCAUCAUGAAGACACUGAGUGCUUUCCUCCUGGUGGGCCUCCUAGUGCUUUGGUCAGAAAUGCCACCAGCAUCUGGUCAACCAAACCGAGGAGCCAAACCUGGGUACUGCCCAGUAGAGCGUUGCAUGUGCCUCAGGAUUGGACCUAGAGAGUGCCGCAAUGAUUAUUCUUGCCGUGGAACACAGAAGUGUUGUUUCACUUGCUGUGUGAUGCGCUGUGUGGACCCAGUAAAAGAACCACCCCUACCAUAAUUCCUUCUUUACGAGGUGACAGCAGACCAGAUGCAGAACAGGCCUUUUGACUUGUCUUAUAUAUGAAGUUAGAAAGAAGCGUAACAUAUCGGACAGCAUGGGGUUCUUUCUGUAUCUUUUGGGCAGAACAGGAUCUUUCUGUAUUCCAGUUUUUGACUCAUUAAACAUGGUUUCAU
Hemicordylus capensis (graceful crag lizard) is the source of this 553-nucleotide messenger RNA. Its product is annotated as porwaprin-b-like. Bases 27 to 377 code for a protein of 116 amino acids. Gene Ontology annotation, molecular function: peptidase inhibitor activity. Gene Ontology annotation, cellular component: extracellular region. Lineage: Eukaryota; Metazoa; Chordata; Lepidosauria; Squamata; Cordylidae. The record is from RefSeq and is a predicted model, not a curated record. The transcript has 4 exons.